Messenger RNA from Hevea brasiliensis (rubber tree), 1107 nucleotides. RefSeq lists its product as uncharacterized. The transcript has 3 exons. Lineage: Eukaryota; Viridiplantae; Streptophyta; Magnoliopsida; Malpighiales; Euphorbiaceae. Bases 1 to 1107 code for a protein of 368 amino acids. The record is from RefSeq and is a predicted model, not a curated record. Gene Ontology annotation, molecular function: zinc ion binding; nucleic acid binding.
AUGUUGUCAGAUCAACAUUUUGAUGUAGUAGUGGAUAGGGCCAGGCAAAUUGAAAUUAGCUACAUAGGAGAUGAUGGAAACAAAGCAAAGAAAAAUAAGACUAAAGGGUCAUCCAGUUUCCCACAGAUGCACACCAUGGGUGACAGCCAGAGUCACCACAGUAGAAGGAUUAUAGGGAAUAAGAAAGCAGGUCACAAACAUAGAACUAGAGGAUUCAGGCCAGAUUAUGGCUCAAGCAGUGGUCAGAGUUUAGGCUACAACAGUUCUAGAUCUGGUUUAGGAUGUGGCCAACAGGGCCACUUUGCCAGGGAAUGUCCCAUGUUUAGUGAGCACUUAAUGGGGUCACAAGGUUCUGUUGGUAAUAUGCCCCGUCAGAUGCACCCUGGCACAUCCAGCAUGGUGGAUAAUUCCAAUAGGGCCGUGGAUAGGGAGGAUGUGGAUUUAAAGGCAGAUCUGGAGGCAGGAGUCAAUUUUAGGGUUUCGCAGCUCAAUGUAGGUUUUAAGCUCAGGUUGGGUAGAAAUCCUACAGCUCUAGAGUGUUCUUUGUCUAUAGUUACCCUGCUUAGUGGUAAUGUAGAUGUAUACAUGGUUUUUUCUGGUAGUCCAGUGGUAGUGGAUGAGAAGAUCCUUCUGACAGACUUGGUUCCUUUGCCAGUGAUGGAUUUUGAUGUGAUCUUGGAAAUGGAUUGGUUAUCAAAUCAUUAUGCCACCCUAGAUUACAAGAAUAAAAGUGUGUAUUUUCAUAUACCUAGAGUAAAAGAGUUUAGUUUUGAUGAUGAUAAAAGAGUGGCUCUAUACAAUCUAGUGUCAGUAACUAGCUCCAGGAAGAUGUUGAGGCACGGAUGUCACGGUUAUUUGACACUAGUAAGGGACACAUCUAUUGAAGGUAUAAAUAUGAAAGAUGUUCCUAUUGUUAGAAAAUUCAUGGAUGUAUUUCCUAAGGAGCUUCUAGAGUUGCCACUAGAGUUUUGCAUAAAUAUUGUACCAGGUACAAAUCUCAUCUCUAUGCCACCCUACAGGAUGGCACCAACAGAGUUAAAGGAGCUAAAGGAGCAGUUGCAAGAGCUUCUAAAUAAGGGUUUCGUUCGGCCAAGUACUUCACCUUAG